CGGUGCUCGGUAGCGGUUCUCGGUGAGAUUUCCAUAGCCCGUGAUAGUCUUCGUGAGGACUAAUUUUCUUUAUUAAAUUGAUUUGAUGUAUAAUGUUCUUACAUGAAGUGAGCGGUGAGGAGAUGCUGUGGAGGAUUAUCCUGGUGCGCAAAGGGGAGUCUCCAUCGCGCUCCUCACAGAGCGUAAACUGGAUAUGAAGCCAGGGCUCCAGGGGUGUUUCCAUUUUCAUGUAAUUUGGAAGUUAUUCAAUUAUUCUCUAAUUUAAAACAAAGUAAAACCUCAUAGAUGACAUUUCUCUGCGCGACUUCAUGGAUUUGGUUCGCUGAGGACCAUAUAAAGAACAGACAUGGCAGUGCCAAAUAUGGUGUUUUCUGACGUGGAAACUUUUCUGGACUCUCAUCCCGAGUUAUUCGAGGACUACCUGAACAGAAAGGGGAAAUAUAGCAUGGUGGAGAAAUGGCUCAAGAAUCACCAGGCGUGCAAAAGUCCGGCGGCUGCAGCUCCCACCGAGCCGAGAGAGGAGAAGAACAGUGCGCACAAGGACAGCUGGGCGAGCAAAUGUGACGGUCUGCAGAGGAGAGCCUCGCAGAGGGAGCUGCGCAAAACUUUCGCCAGAUCAAAGGCCAUUAAUGUGAACAGGACAUACGAUGAACAUGUGAACUCCAGGGCACAGGAGCCCCUGACCAGCAUGAGGAGGAGAGCCCUGCUGAGGAAAGCGAGCUCUCUGCCCCCGACCACUGCGCACAUACUGAGCGCACUGCUGGAGUCCAGAGUCAACAUCCCCCAGUACCCGUCCACAGCCGUGGAUUUUAAAUAUUACCUCAAAGAACACAACGAGAGAGCCUUUUUCCUGGAGCUUGUGAAAGACAUAUCGAACGACUUGGAUCUAACGAGUCUUAGUUACAAAAUCCUUGUGUUUGUUUGUAUUAUGGUGGAUGCAGACCGGUGCUCCUUGUUUUUAGUGGAGGGAACCGGAAACAAGCAGACACUUGUGUCCAAAUUCUUUGAUGUGCACGCGGGCACCACAGUUUUACCCUCCAUGAAUUCAGAUGAAGUGCAAGUGCCAUGGGGUAAAGGCAUCAUAGGAUAUGUGGCUGAACACGGAGAGACAGUGAACAUUCCUGACGCAUAUCAGGAUCGCCGGUUCAGUGAUGAAAUCGACAAGCUGACAGGGUACAAAACCAAGUCCCUCCUCUGCAUGCCCAUUCGCAACAGUGAUGGCGAGAUCAUUGGAGUUGCUCAGGCCAUCAACAAGUCUUCAAGUGGACGACUCUUCUCUGAAGAUGAUGAAAAGGUGCUGCAGAUGUACCUGCCAUUCUGCGGUAUCGCGAUCUCCAACGCCCAACUCUUCGCCGCCUCAAGGAAGGAGUAUGACAGGAGUCGGGCACUCUUGGAGGUAGUCAAUGACCUGUUUGAGGAGCAGACUGACCUGGAGAAGAUUGUCAGGAAAAUCAUGCACCGUGCCCAGACAUUGCUAAAGUGUGAGCGCUGCUCUGUUCAGUUGCUGGAGGACAUUGAAUCACCGGUUGUGAAGUUCACCAAGUCGUUUGAGCUCCUGUCCCCUAAGUGUAGUGCGGACACAGAAAGCAGUUUCAAAGACAGUAUGGAGAAAUCCUCCUACUCAGACUGGCUCAUCAACAACAGCAUUGCAGAGCUGGUUGCAUCCACAGGACUCCCCGUGAACAUCAGUGAUGCCUAUCAGGAUCCUCGCUUUGAUGCUGAGGCAGACCAGUUCUCGGACUUCCACAUCCGCUCUGUACUUUGUGUGCCCAUAUGGAACAGCAACCACCAAAUCAUUGGUGUUGCCCAAGUGCUGAACAGGCUGGAUGGGAAACCAUUCGAUGACGCAGACCAGCGUCUCUUUGAGGCAUUUGUGAUCUUCUGUGGGCUCGGCAUCAACAACACCAUCAUGUACGACCAGGUGAAGAAGUCUUGGGCCAAGCAGUCUGUAGCUUUAGAUGUGCUGUCUUACCAUGCCACUUGUUCCAAGACGGAAGUUGAUAAAUUCAAGGCUGCUAACAUCCCUCUGGUUUGCGAGCUGGGCAUCGACAUGCUCUCCUUUGACGAUUUCUCUCUGGACGUCGACGCCAUGAUAACGGCCGCUCUGAGGAUGUUCAUGGAGUUGGGAAUGGUGCAGAAAUUUAAGAUUGACUAUGAGACGUUGUGCAGAUGGCUGCUGACUGUCAGGAAAAACUACAGAAUGGUUCUCUAUCACAACUGGAGACAUGCCUUCAAUGUCUGCCAGUGCAUGUUUGCCAUGCUAACGACGGCGGGUUUCCAGGAGACUCUGACUGAGGUAGAGAUCUUAGCGCUUAUUGUGGGUUGUGUGUGCCAUGACUUGGACCACCGGGGCACCAACAACGCGUUUCAGGCCAAGACGGGCUCAGCCCUUGCUCUGCUUUAUGGGACCUCUGCUACGCUGGAGCACCACCACUUCAACCACGCUGUUAUGAUCCUGCAGAGCGAGGGUCACAAUAUCUUCUCCAACCUGUCGUCCACAGAGUACAGUGAUCUCAUGCAGCUGUUGAAACAGUCCAUUCUGGCCACAGACCUCACGCUUUACUUUGAGAACAGAAACAUCUUUUUUGAGCUGGUCAGCAAUGGAGAGUACAACUGGAAUGUGAAGGGUCAUAGAGACAUGUGCAGAUCCAUGAUGAUGACAGCGUGUGAUCUUGGUGCUGUCACUAAACCCUGGGACAUAUCCCGCAAGGUGGCUGAGUUGGUGACCAGCGAGUUCUUUGAGCAGGGCGACAGAGAGAGAUCGGAGCUGAAGCUCACACCCUCAGCCAUCUUUGAUCGAAACAGGAAGGAUGAAUUGCCCGGGCUGCAACUAGAGUGGAUUGACGGAAUUUGCGCGCCGCUCUACGAGACCCUCGUCAAAUUGAAUCCCAAACUUCAGCCGAUGCUUGACAUGAUCCAAGCUAACAGGGCCAAUUGGGAGGAACUCAACAAGAAGAGACAACAUGGCCAGAGCGCCUCUGCACCACCGAGCCCCUGCAGUGGUGACAGCACAGAUUCAAGCGGCUGCACGCCGUGUUGUAGCAGUGAUGCUAAUAGCAAACCAUCCAAACCUGUUGGCUAGCUUCUGAUGCAAUCUGCAAGCUGAUCUCAUUAGCUUAUUUAUUCUGCAGGCCUGCAACAGAGGCCGCACGGUGCAUGCAGAGGCACUUGGGCUCUGCUUCUCUUUGCUUUUGCUACGAGAGCUGAGCUUUAGACUUGAGUGUUGUCAAGGUUUUCCUGCUUCCUUCAGUCUUCCCAUGCUGAAGACUGACAGAGCUGGGUUAGGCAAACUUGGCGGAGCAGUGACACAUCAGCUGAUGACACUAUGUCAGAAAGGAAACUCAAACCACUGUGUCAACAAGUCAACCAGUGAGCUAACACAAACUGUUCUGGGCAUUGCACACAUUUUCAGCACAAAGGCAUGGAGUAUAUUGGAGAGGAAUGUUUGUCUCUUUUGUGGUCUGUUUUUGCUCUGGUACCUCCUUGUUGCCUGCAUUUUGUCCUGGGUAACAGAAAUAUUUUUUGUAAAUCUGUACAAAGCUUUUGAGUUAUUUCAAAGUGCUGUUUGAAAACUAUGUGAGCUCUGAUGUGUUCUGUGGCUGUACAGUUUCUGAAGGAUAAAGAGGUGCAGGAACAUCAGGACCUGUGACAGUGCUUGCGAUGCAAAUUGAGCGCUCCUUUCCCUCCCUUCCUGUGCCUUGUUUCGAGAUCCUGAUGAAAAAUGCAUGAACACCUCACCAAGAUUCUUAGGAAGUAUAAAUCCAUGUUGAACCAUGACAUAUUUUUGCCAUAUUUGUUAAACUAAUGACUGCAGUUAGGUCUUGACCCCAUGAAAGACACAAAGCAUUAUCAUUAAAUACUGAAAGAAAUCUAUUUUGCCCAAUUUUAUAAAUGCAGGGUCUCACCGCUCACACACACACACACACGCAUGCACACGCACACGCACACACGCACACACACACACACACACGCGCACACACACACACACACACGCACACACACACACAAUGUGCCUUGAAGUAAUUCUGAUACCACAUCAUUUCUAAGCCUCACAUAAACUCCUCACUAAACUACAUUUAAAAAAUAAAAGUUUGACAUUUAAAGAAAUACAAUGUACUUGCUUUCUGGUCAAAGUGAGUUCAUUUUUGUACCUUAUCUUUCUAAAGUAUAAAGCAAGCUAACAGUUAGCCUAGCUCAUCACAUAGUGUAAAAAUAGGGAGAAACAGCUAGCCAGACUAUUAAUAAAUGAACCUGAUUGGCUCGCCCUUUCCACCUGUUUCUAGUCUUUUGUGAAGCUAAACUGGAGUUUCAUUGAAGGACAACUACCUAGACGAACUGAAUAAUUCUUAUGGAAGAAAAAGUACACAAAACUCUUUCCUAAAAUGUCAGACUUUUAUUUUAGACGUAGCCUGGGGCUUUUCUCAAAGCUCACAAAUGCCACGCUAACAGCUUUGAAAAUCUCCAAAACAAGACAGAAACCCUCAAACUUGUUCUACUGAAGUGCCCAUGUUGUCACAUGCUGUUAUUCUGUUAUUAUUCUAGAAGUAUUAUUUGAUUGGGUGGGGUAUGCCUUGAGUUGUGUUGAAGCUUUGUUCAGUUUAAAAUGUGACUGCACAUUGUGUGGCAUGGUGUGCUCCGCUGUCUUUUAGUUUCAGAGCUGAAUUGAAGUCGACCAGAGACAUUAUGAAUUUUGCAUGUUUUAUGCAGUAUUAGAUCCAAACACUUGCUAAGGAUGUAGCAAACAUGUGGGCCAACAAAUACCUCAUAUUUUUGAACUUCCUCAGUAAACACGUGACGUCGUCAUCUGAAAUGCAUGAUUUAAACUCUAUUGCAUCAUGUUAGGUGAAUUAUGAAUAUCGCUGUUCUAUUUUUCUAUUUGGUCUCCAACUUCUACUUGUCUUUUUUGCUAUGUAACAUGCUCCUUGUAGGCUACUUCUUCCCUCUUCCAUGAUGGACUCUUACAUUUAUUUAUGGCAGGCUAAACUGAAGGAAAGCUACGGCAUGAAAAGGCUAAUGUGCGAUAUUUCUGUUCCGAGUUUGAAUAAAAUAUGCUGCUAUCUG
Labrus mixtus (cuckoo wrasse) is the source of this 5061-nucleotide messenger RNA. It is a transcript of the gene pde11a, whose product is annotated as phosphodiesterase 11a. Gene Ontology annotation, molecular function: protein binding; 3',5'-cyclic-nucleotide phosphodiesterase activity. The coding region runs from base 347 to 3082 and encodes 911 amino acids. The transcript has 20 exons. NCBI's taxonomy places the organism in Eukaryota, Metazoa, Chordata, Actinopteri, Labriformes, Labridae. Gene Ontology annotation, biological process: signal transduction. The record is from RefSeq and is a predicted model, not a curated record.